AUGCGCAGGGUCCAGUUUCAAUGGAUCACCGAUAUUUACAGCACUGCCGAUCCUGACAAAAGGGACGCAGUUAAUGCAGCAUGGGAUGAAAUUGUCCCUGCUCAUGGAAUUGUUGCGGUCCCCCACGAGUGGGCAGCUAAGCGGAAUUUACCCGCGAGUAUGAGCCUCUUUUCAGACCCCUCCAAGGGUGUCUAUAUCAUCGAUGCAUAUCACCAGAUUCACUGCCUGACAGUCAUCCGCAAAACAUUUACGCAACUGUCCUUGGGACAGGCUCCAAGCGUACCAGUCGGACACUCCAACCAUUGCUUCGACAGCUUGCUACAAUACAUUGUGUGCGGCACUUCGGGCGAUACACUACUCUAUACAUGGGGGCGCAAUAUCACAGGGGACCGACAGCUUCGGAAAUGUAUUGACUGGAACAAACGGAAGACGUGGGCGAAGGAAAAUACUGCCUGCUACAAGGACAGCGAUCAUCCAGUUCGGUUGAUUGAUCAUUUUAAUCACUGCGAGAAUGAUGAUGAUGGGAUCCGUUUACCGGGCUGGUAG
Molecule: messenger RNA, 546 nt
Organism: Aspergillus tanneri
Lineage: Eukaryota; Fungi; Ascomycota; Eurotiomycetes; Eurotiales; Aspergillaceae
Exons: 2
Coding region: 1-546 (181 amino acids)
Biological process (GO): mycotoxin biosynthetic process
Source: RefSeq, a predicted model, not a curated record